GGCUAAUUACGCUGAAGAAACGCUUGACAUCUGUCGACCGUAGCACACCGUACCUGAAAUGGGAUGGAGCCAAUGCCCGUGGGGUAGCCCACGGGUAAAAAGUCAACUUUUAUCUCUGGUUGUCCUUUUGCUGACAUUGAACUCGACCAUUGUAGUUGGCAAUCGUCAAUGUCCAGAGGACAAGACACACAUCAAUUGUUCUAAAUCUGGGGAUAUCCUGUUGAUUCAUACGGAGACAUUCAUCCCUGUGAAUGACUCAGUGUGCACGUCAAAGCGAAUUUCCACCCAACGCAGUGCCUCCUGUGUCCCAUCCAUCGAAGUUCGAGGCAAAGAUCCGUGCAAAAAUGGUCGCCAAUUGGUUCACUUUCAAAGAUGGAAGUUGGUGAAUUGUGUGUGCUCCCCGGUGCGAUACACCAAGGAGUUGCCUUGUCCUUGCCAGCGAAGCCACAUAUCCAAUGAGACUUGCAGUGGGCAUCAGCUCAGUAACCGAAUUCAAACAAUCACCUAUGAACGACGUGUUGGGGAUCGCUGUGAGACGCAUAGGGUGCGUGUGCCUGUCCGCACGUGUGCAACGAAAACGCUCAAUAGCGUACUACCUAACACAACAGAUCAUGAGUAUCUGAGACGGAGCGCACGUUCAGUUGAGGCCGCUACCACACAGUGUGGAGAGAAUCAAGUGUUCUCCUUCAGUCCAAAUCCUUGUGCUGAGACGUGCGAGCAGAUCCUUUUUGGCAAGCCCAGCGUUUGCAAAUCAACGCCCCAGCAACCGGGCUGUGAAUGCCGGGUUGGCUACGUAUUAGAUGGUGUACUCUGCGUUCCCCCGAGUCAGUGUGGCUGCCUCAAUUCACUGUGUAUCGAUCGCGCUCCGUUGGACUUGUGCCGGAAAUGGAAAGCCGAAGGGCGGUGCACCAGUGAUCGGGACGGUAUGAACAAAGUUUGCAGAGCCACAUGUCAAGGCUGCCACCAGCCAUGCCAGGAUCAGAUAGCCACGGUGCAGUGCGAACGCUUGAAACAGCAGGGCAAAUGCCGUGAGGAGUUCUAUCGACUGAUCUGUCGGCUGACCUGCUCACCACAGGAUUGCAGUUGCCCACCAUGCCGACAGGAGAUUGGGACCUGCAAUCCACACACAAAGAACUUAGAAGUCACUCACACGUGCUUUCGAUUACAACGUGAUGGAAGGUGUACCCCAGUGGUAACCAGGAGUUUCAAACCUUGUGGAGCCUGUCCUCGGGGUGGUCGUGUUCGACGUGGACGCUGCAACCGCCUCACUGGUUUCGCCUUGGAUCAGUUGGAAUUCUGGUCGCCCGUGUUGACCAAGUGCAAAUGUCGACUGCUGACGAAAUUCAUCCGCCGCAUCUGCUCCUGCGGUCAUCUGGAUCACAUUCCCACGCGCGCCAUUUGUGUUCCUCACAAAGGCAUUUGGCUAAAGAAACAUGUUGUGUAUCGUUUGCGGAACGGAAAUUGUCAUGCCGAGCAGCAUCUACUCAAGAAAGCAAUCGUGUGUGUGAGGAACUUCAAGUCUACUUUGCAUUGCGACCCAACCACCUGUGAAAGUGUACGUGUCAGCACAUGGUUCGAGCAAGUCGGAUGCCGAUGUGUGAAGAAGAUGAACCGCGCACAUGGCAAGUGCUGUUGUCCCCCCGGACGUAUUGAGAAAGAGUGCGGGGACGACGAUAGUGUACUGACUACCAAAAAGAUCACCUUUCUGCUCGACCCUAAUAAACAGGAAUGCGUGCCGCAAAUUGACCGUUCGGUUCAAGAAAUACAAUGUAACGAGCGCAAUACGCGUGUGCUAAAGCAGUAUUGUGAUCGCCAGUCCUGUCAUCCGGCCACUGUUUAUCAUCGGGUUGUACGAAAACGAUGUGGCUGUGUCAAUUUGAUCCGUCGAGUCUUGAACAAAAGACUGCGAUGCUGUUGCCCGCCUCCGAGAUUUAUGGUGCGCUGUUAUCCCCAGUAUGGAGUGGUUUCCAAAAUCGUCUAUCGCUACGAGCUGUUCAAAGGCCACUGCGCUUCCCGCAAAUUUGUGGAUCAAGAUAAACAUGUCUGUCCUAAGGGUAAGGUGUUCCGGAGCCCCUGUGAUCGAUCCACUGGUCUGCGUUUGGUCGUCCGUCACACUCAAGUCUCCGUCGGGUGCCAAUGUCGUGCGAAGGUGCGGAGGACGAUGGAGCCAUGUGAAUGUCCACUACCACACAUUGUCAAGAAACGCUGCGCACCCGGCGCUUCGGUUCGCCAAGUCUUUCGCCUUCGUUUUGAAUUGAGAAUGAAUGAGGCUAGUGGAAGAACCGUUUGUUACAGGCGGAUGACGCGUUUACCGGAUGAACCCUGCAAUUGCCAGCCACCUGUAGUCCUCAAACAACACUGUGUGCGUGGCGAACUCGUGUUGGUCCGGAAAGACUACCGAAUGUCAGAUGGUGAGAAUCAGCCCAGGUGUAUGCAAAAAGUGUUUAUCAAACGGAUUCCCGUCCUAUGCAAUGAUGAAGGGUCGCAAACUGUGCGUUCCAAAUGCCAUCACUGGCGGCGGAGAGUUGUACAAAUCAGGGAACUACUUGAUCCGACACAAUGCCGAUGUCAGAAAGUAGUCAAAGCGCAUUUCGAAGGGUGUGAUUGCAGUCUACGGAACCGAGUGUAUAAAGAAUGUCGAAAUGGUGUUCAAAUGAUUGUGAAAGAAAUUUACACCACAAGCCCAAAUGUGAAUCACUGCGUUAAGAGCGUUUCUCGUGGAAUACACCCUGUUGUAUGCACUGGGAAACCUGAAGUGUUUUCUACAAGCGGAUGUACGAUCCAACGGCCGAAUGGGAUAUUCCAAUCAGAGGAAGUACGAUGGCAACAGGUGGUCGACUGUCGAUGUGUUACACACCGGAAACAAAUGCUGAGACUGUGUGCUUGUCCAGAACCAGUUGUGGCCCGACGUUGCCUGGAUACGACAAAUCUGGUACUGUACAAAACCACCUUCACCAGGAUUGCCGAUCAAUGUCUGCCUAACCGAGACGUUGUGACGACAGAAAUCCGUUGCUCCGAGCCGCCUCAAAUAGUUGACAAAACCUCAUGUGAAACUGUCCCCACUCCCUUGGGUUCGAAUGGAUCCCCACAUUGUUUGGAAACCUUCAGGAUAGCUGUUCGACAGGUUCAUGAAUGUCAAUGUCUUACCAAGCAUGUUGUUGUUCGCCGUCGAUGCUGCGUCCCGGAACCUAAGAUCGAACGACACUGCGAUCCAGCCCAUUCAACGUGGGUUACUGUGUACACCAAUUACACUUUGGCCUCCGGAAAGGUUCUGUUCGAAUCUGAUAAUUUGGUGAUUCGCGAUCGAGUUGCAAAACCAAUGAGAGAGCAGCAAGAGCAGCAGGUCGUGUGUCCUACCGCAAAGGUCAACGAGCGGUGUGAUUCUCAGACAGGACUGCUCACACGAACUGUUGUUCGGUUCAAUUCGGUGAAAUGCGCAUGCCAGCCUACCCGAGUCAUCGAACGAGGAAAAUGUCAACGCAAGCUGAUUCACAAAGGAUCUUGUCGCCCAAAGCCAACAACGUACGGGGAGGACCAAUUUCGUAAAACAGUUUGGGCCGUCUUCCGACGAGAGGGAUGCAAAUGUAUCAUUUUGCGAGUUAUCGAAGAUGAGAUGUGCUCCUGCCAGCCUGACAACAGAAUUGAGAGGCGUUGUGUAGAUGACCACCUGCGAGAAAUACUUCAUACACAGCGCCGGUCAUCGUCCGAUGGAAAGAACUGCAUUCGUACAGUGAUAUCAAGAGUUAUAAAACCUGUGGGUAAGUCCGACUCAGUGACUGAAUUGAUCAAAAUGCCAUGCACACUGAAAAGCAUGCUAUAUAUAAGAAAUGAUUACCCAAACACACUGUAUGAUGCAAACAUUGCGUAA
Molecule: messenger RNA, 3868 nt
Organism: Dicrocoelium dendriticum
Lineage: Eukaryota; Metazoa; Platyhelminthes; Trematoda; Plagiorchiida; Dicrocoeliidae
Source: the annotation of a GenBank genome assembly